This is a messenger RNA of Dibothriocephalus latus, 213 nucleotides long. The record is from the annotation of a GenBank genome assembly. NCBI's taxonomy places the organism in Eukaryota, Metazoa, Platyhelminthes, Cestoda, Diphyllobothriidea, Diphyllobothriidae.
AUGUCGGAAACACCGCGACCAAAUAGUGCUAAGAAAAGACCGCCUGCUCUGAAAAAUUUCGCUUUGGGUCAUCGUGCCCCCGGAAUUAUUCUACCGGUCGAAAUCGCUCCUGGAACAAAGCUAACAAACGAGACAGACGUUAUCGUUGGUGAAAAGCAGGUGACCAUUAAAGCGAACGAAAUGCGUCUGGUUUCUGAACUAGGUGAAUGUUAG